Scheffersomyces stipitis CBS 6054 is the source of this 1104-nucleotide messenger RNA. RefSeq names its product ubiquitin-conjugating protein. Gene Ontology annotation, biological process: mitotic spindle assembly checkpoint signaling; protein ubiquitination; negative regulation of septation initiation signaling. The record is from RefSeq and is a predicted model, not a curated record. Bases 1 to 1104 code for a protein of 367 amino acids. Gene Ontology annotation, molecular function: protein binding; ubiquitin protein ligase activity. Lineage: Eukaryota; Fungi; Ascomycota; Pichiomycetes; Serinales; Debaryomycetaceae. The transcript is spliced from 3 exons. Gene Ontology annotation, cellular component: ubiquitin ligase complex; cytosol; cell division site.
AUGACCCGUAAUGAUUCAUCAUCCAGUUUGAACAAUUCGUCGGUUCAUCUGCCUCCUUCGGCCAGCACGGGAGCCAGUGCCAAUAACAGUCCUACACAACUUCCUCAGCCUCCUACGGCAACCAGAAGAUCGUCGUUCGGACUUAACUUCCUCAGUUCGUUCACCAACUCCAUCCGAACAUCACACCAACCUCCCUCCCCCACAGAAAAUCCCCAUGGUUUCAUGUCAAAUAGUCCUACUAUAGCAAACUUGAGCUCGUAUGCCGCCGAAGACGAAGUUGCUCACAACAUCCACAGGGAAGAAGACGUUGAACAAGCAAAUGGAGAAGCAUCUAUCCCAGCAAACUCUAGCGCUAGGGAACAAACAUCCGCUAAUGAAACUGACGAAGUCAUUGAAGAUAAGAACGGCAUUGAUAAGGAUGGCUUCUACUCAGUUAGAUUGACUCCAUUAAUAGACCACUCGUCCUCUGCAUCUGGUUUGUAUUUCUCACCUGUCAUUAGAAAAAUCAAGCCCAAUACGAGUAUCUCUAUUGGCCGUUAUACGGAGAAAAACAAGGCGGCAGCUCAUGCUCCUCAGGGUUCGUCGGCACCAAUAGUAUUCAAAAGUAAAGUGGUUUCAAGGACCCACGCUUUAUUCCAAUGUAAUGAGGAUGGACAAUGGUUCUUGAAGGAUUGCAAGUCCUCUUCUGGAACUUUUUUAAAUCACAUCAGGUUGUCGCCUGCAUCCCAAGAAUCUACCUUGAUGCCAUUAAUAGAUGGAGACAUUAUCCAGCUCGGUAUGGACUACCGUGGUGGAACUGAGGAAGUCUACCGAUGUGUUAAGAUGAGAUGUGAAUUUAACAAGAGCUGGCAAAGAAAAGUGAAUCAAUUUAAUUUGGAGAUCCACAAGAAAUUAAAGAACUUGCAACUUAAUAAUACAGACGACAAGUGCGCAAUUUGUUUGAUGAAGAUAGAACCUUGUCAAGCAUUAUUCAUAAGUCCAUGCUCACAUGCAUGGCACUACAAAUGCAUUCGUCCGAUUAUAAUCAAGAGUUAUCCACAAUUUUAUUGUCCUAACUGUAGGACCAUGUGUGAUUUGGAAACUGACCUUGAUGAAGACGACUAA